This is a messenger RNA of Formica exsecta, 1655 nucleotides long. It is a transcript of the gene mRpL30, whose product is annotated as 39S ribosomal protein L30, mitochondrial. Gene Ontology annotation, cellular component: mitochondrion; large ribosomal subunit. The transcript has 3 exons. NCBI's taxonomy places the organism in Eukaryota, Metazoa, Arthropoda, Insecta, Hymenoptera, Formicidae. The coding region runs from base 306 to 863 and encodes 185 amino acids. The record is from RefSeq and is a predicted model, not a curated record. Gene Ontology annotation, molecular function: structural constituent of ribosome. Gene Ontology annotation, biological process: translation.
AUACAUGGCGUCGCUCGUUUACGCAACGGCAUAUGUAAAGUAACGAAAGAGCUGAUAUAGUGAUCACAUAUGAUCACGUAUAUAUUUUGUGCGAUAUUAUAAUUCAUAAAUAAAAGGAAGAGCUCGAAAGAGAGAGAGAGUCUAUAUAAAUAAUCGUAGAAAUUUAUUAGGAUAAUUGUAAUCGUUGGCAAUGUGGUGAUGCAGAUUUGUUAUUGAUUUGUACGUGUUAAAAAGCAAGCUUGAUCUAACCUAUACAAGUUACGUCUGCUUUUACGUAAGAUUUAUUUGUAACUUGUGAUUACAACAUGACAUCUCGGGCAACAGUUUUCUUUAAUUUUGUACGUUAUUACUCGCAAGAAAUAAGACGACAAAUAAAAUGGAAAGAUAAGGAGGGUAAACUAGAGGGUGUAAAAUAUGGGAAUGUUAAAUACUUUCCUAGAUAUCCAAAUCAGGUUGAUCCACCAUUUGAGCCGAGCAAACUUUUAUUUGUGAAACGAGUAAAACCUUUCGCAGGUAAUCCUUGGUGGGAGAAAAAAAUAUUGAAAGAUAUCGGUUUUGAGGACAAGAAACACUUCAAUGCUCCAAUGAUCGUCAAAAACACACCAGACAUUUGUGCUUUGCUCUGGAAGGUAAAACAUCUGGUAAAGAUCCUUCCUAUAAAGUUACCUGAUAAACUGCCAACUGCAGACGAUCUAAAUGGCACGUAUUUACAUGAAAAUGGCACGUUUUCUAUUGUACCAAAAGUAGAGCCUGCUCGCGAAGAAGCUACAGUAAACUUUGUAAAUGAUCCAAAAAAACUGAAUCGUGAUAUUAUUCAAGAAAAACUGAGACUUAAGUGGUUAGAAGGACGUUCUAUGUCUUGAAACAAAUGCUAAAUAUAAUAAAUAAUUUUGUUGCACUAAAGUCAUUAAUAUAUAAAUCUAAGAACCCACAAUCUUAAAUAAUUCCUCAAUAAUUUCUUUAUAGCUGAGAAAAAACUUUCAAAAUAUUUUGUAUCUUAUAACAAAGAGUGCGGUGUCGAUUAUAUAUAUUUAUAUAUAAGAACAUCUUAAAAUAUAUAAAAGUAAUUUGCAAAUAACAAUAACUUUGCGCUUUGAGAAGUAUGAAGAUAAACGGUUGAACAAAUAAUAUAGUUUAUUUAUAUUUUGUAUAUGCGGUCGAUCGACCGGUUUACAACCUACUAACAAUAAUGUUAAAAUUUUAGUAUUUAAUUCUUAAUUUAUUUAAAGUGUCCCAUAUGCCCAGGGUCUCGUAAAAUUUCUCGAUUAAUUUUAACUUUUUUAAAUUAAGAGAUAUUUAUUUUGAAAGUUUAAUUCAUAAAAUAUUUAAUAUUAUUAAUUAUUAAUAAAUUAAGAUAAUACUUUCAAAUUCUUGUUAAAAUAUAUUUUUAAGUGUAUUGGAAUCUAUGACUUUUGCAAGUAUAUCUGUGAUGUGUUUGGGACACUUUAUAGGCAAGAGCAAGAUAUCUCUAUACGAUGCCUCGCAAUAAGAUUUCAUUAUCUCAAUCGUAGGUUCUCUGAUUCACUCUAGCCAAAAAGCUCAAAUACAUAUUCGAUUUAUAAUAAUAUAAUUUUAAAUUAUACUUUUUAAAGAUUGCGUAUAAAUUAUUAUUGUAUAAUAACACAACUAUAAUAAUAAUAUAAUCUUAAAAUAAA